AUGGGGGAUCACACCGUAUCGCCAUCCCAACAAAAUGGUCCCAAACGUCGCAAGCUGAACCUCUUUCUCGAUAAGGACACUGGCGGUGCGGAUUUCGAGCUUAACCCUCGGCCCCCACCACCACUACCUCUGCAGUUGAAUUUGAGCCCUCAGGAGGAGGAUCGUCAGAAAAAUCUAACUGAUCACUCCGAGGAGGAUGACGACGGGAACUACGAUGAUGAGGCCGGGCCUUCGGGCAAACUCGAGUUCCACAUCCGCAAUAUCAGUAAGAUUUGUAUGGAGAAUGUAACCGAGGAUAUCAAGCUUGUUAGUCCCAAGGCGACUAUUAUUCGUUGUUUGCCCUGGCGGAUUCUCUUCUUACUUCGUGGCUGUCAGGGCGGGAGUCGUUCUGUCGGUUUUUUUCUUCAAUGCAACGCCGAGUGCGAUUUGCCAACCUGGACCUGCCACGCUCGGGCCAGACUCACUGUCGUCGCCCAGCGACCAGGUGCCGAGUCGCUCACCAAAUCCAUCGACCAUACCUUCUGCUUAAAGGAGAACGACUGGGGCUUCUCCUCUUUCAUCUCCUUGUCUGAACUCUUGGAUCCAGAGCGUGGAUUGGUUCUUCCACCUGUAGCGGAUGAAUGCGAGGGGGAGCCGCUGGAGCCACCAACUGCAGAGGAGGAGGACGAAAGGGGAGUCUCAUUAUCACGGCCCCUUACUAGGUCGUGUUCAUCCUCAGAUAUCUUGUCCAAUGGAUCGCCAUCAGGGAAGUAUCGACGCUCUUCCUCUCUUCCCCGUAACUGCUCUACAACUUUGUCUUCUCCAAUACGGCGGCGAUCAUCGCCUGUAAAGAGGGUUGUACAGUCCUUAGAGCGCGAUACCCUCGUUCUUCGAAUUCAAGUUUAUGCGGACGCCCCACAUGGUGCAGACUGGGAUUCGAAGAAGUUCACGGGUUUCGUGGGUCUACGCAAUCAGGGUGCCACAUGCUAUAUGAAUUCUUUGCUUCAGGCGCUUUUUUUCACCAAUGAGUUGCGUCGUGCUGUCUUCCUGAUGCCUACAGAAAGUGACGACGCGAGCACAAGCAUUCCACUUGCCCUCCAGCGCGUCUUUUACGAGCUGCAAUUCAAUGAACGCGCUGUGGGCACGAAACGGCUGACACGCAGCUUCGGCUGGGAGUCUUUUGAGUCUCUAAUGCAACAUGACGUGCAGGAGCUUUGUCGUGUCCUGCUGGAUAACAUGGAAAACAAAAUGAAGGGGACCUCGGUGGAGGAGACAAUACCUGGUCUAUUUCGUGGAAAAAUGCUUUCCUACAUUUGUUGCAAACACGUGCCUUAUGAGUCAAAACGAGAGGAAAAUUUCUAUGAUAUUCAACUCAAGGUGAAGGGGAAUCGAGACGUCUAUCAAGCAUUCAAAGAUUACACGACCGUUGAAACUCUGAGUGGUGAAAACAAGUAUGAUGCCGGUGAAUACGGUUUACAGGAAGCAGAAAAAGGUGUCAUUUUUACCAAUUUUCCUCCUGUUCUCUAUCUACAAUUGAUGCGCUUCCAGUAUGACUGUAUAACGAACGCUAAUAUCAAAGUAAAUGACCGCUUUGAGUUCCCCUACCGCCUCCACUUGGACCCAUUCCUCAGAUCGACGGAUCCAGAUGAUCCCGCCACCUACAUUCUUCAUGCGGUGCUGGUGCACUCGGGCGACAAUCAUAGUGGCCACUACGUCGUCUACAUCAAUCCCUACGGCAAUAAUCGAUGGUACAAGUUCGAUGACGACGUUGUAUCUCGGUCUACACCCCGGGAGGCCAUUGACUUAAACUACGGCACUUCGGAUGACGAGCAUGGCAGCCUAUACAAAAGUUGUACCAGCGCUUAUAUGCUGGUGUAUAUUCGGGAGUCCUCUCUGCCGCAAGUCCUCAAGCCCGUAUCGACGGCAGACAUUCCUGACAGCCUACUGACCCGUCUCAAGGAGGAGCGGCGUGUCGAGGCGGACCAUCGCAGGGCCAAGGCGGAGUCACACCUCUACGCCUGCAUUCUCCUCGUUCUUGACGAAGACUUCUAUGGUUGGCAGGGUUUCGAUGUUUGUGACUUCGAAACACUGCCUACACGUCGACUCAAUGUCCCAAAAACGUCCACAUUGUCAGAGGUUAUCUCCAUCGUAGCCUCGCACUUGCGAACUGAUCCCUCGCUCAUUCGCCUUUGGAGAGUCAUUACCAGGCGAUCUGGGAUGCUUCGCUUCACUCCACUAUUACCUCCGCAAAAAUCCCAUGUACAAAAGCCUCCCUCGCCCCUCCCCACGACAGAAGGCCCGAUGGCCGCCCUUGCGGCUCUGACCAAUUCCUACCAGCAUCAAACCAAGUCUCCCUCGAAGGCCUCCCGUUUACCCGCUAGCAUUGGCGACGAUUGCACAUCUCCGCCCGUCCCCCUCCUUCCGGCUUCUGGUCCAAUGGCCGUUUGGGUUCAGACUCUUCCUCCACUACCUCACCUCACUUCCACCAUCUUCUCUCCGUGGAACGAAGUUCUCUGUUUCCUCAAGUACUUCUUUCCUCCUCCCACCAAUACUCUCACCGCAUCACCUUUCCUCACCAACCCCCAAAUGGGCACUCUUACCUACGUCGGUUGGAUUAUCAUUCAUUUGGAUGCACCUCUAAACUCCAUUCUCCCUGAACUGCGCUCGCGUGCAUCCCUUCCUGCGGAUGACUCCGUGCUCCUUUUCGAGGAGAAUGGUUUGAAGGAACUGCGCUCGCUGACGCAUCAUCUUGAGACCUCGACCGUUCGAGUGAGUUUAGGCACUGACGACGGAACGGAGACGUUUAUCCUCGUCUAUCAACAAAAACCGCAAUCUGAUGAAGAGUUAGACGCGGAGGUAAGAGACCAGGAAGAAGAGAGUAUGGAGGAUAGCGAUGAUCCAAUUGCUGAAGAAUCAAAGCCGUUGCCAUCCUCCAUCCCUAUUGUGUCUCCCAAACGCUCCCUCAUUUUAAUGAAGCGAAAGCCAAUUACACGUCCUCGACUUACUGCCAUGAAACUUUUGACUCGCAGCAAGCGAAUGAUGCGCUGCCGGUCUUAUCCAGUUACUGAGAAUCGGGGAAUUCGGGGCAAUUUUAAUUGUUCUGCGGGUGUGGGCAGAAAGCAACCUACUUCAAAGGCUUCACCGGCAGUGUCAACGCCUUCCAGGAGUAGUUUGUACUCACCGUUUUUCGUCAAGGGCUUCUAUCAUGAACUGCUUACUCGUGUUUCGGUUGAGUUUUACGAGUUAGUUUUCCCGUGGCAUAUGCUUCCCGGUUUGCGUUGUGUUGAGCCUGCGGCAGCAAUAGCUUUUCCUCCUCCAAUUGGAGAACGAAUUCUCCUUCCGGGAGUACCACUCAGUGGCGGCAGCGGAACAUUCAAGACCAGUCUCCUUCUUGAACAGGUCAUAGCUUCUAUUCAGGGGCCGGCUUUCACUGGCCUUAUCUCACCAAACGAAACCUACAACCAUCUCGUUGCCCUAGUGGCAAGUCACUUCUCAGCACCGGCCAACUGUAUCCAACUCUUCACUGUUUCAACCGGUCCAACCAUGAGUGGGGAGCGGGAAUUUUCGGCGAUCCCCUCCUCUUUGGAGUGGAAAGCAAAGGACAUAUUUGUGCAGCAUUCACCCUCGCCACCGCGGCACAAAGGUAACCACGCGUCUACACGGAAGCUCACUCCAUCCGUGCAGAUCUUCUUCCAGCGUCUUUCCAUUCCUACCGAGCGUUUGGAGCGCAUGUGCCAGUUGCGAUGCGUCUUCGUCGACAGCAGGAAGGUGCGGGAAGUGGUGCGUCUUCUGCUCAUUGUUCCACACCAGUGGACAGUGAGUCGAGUGCUCCAGUUGGCCAAGAAGGAGCUCAUUUCUAUAGGCUGUCUUUCAGACCUUGGUGAGGGCAACUUUGAUUCUCCUAAUGAAACUGCUUCAUCACAACCGUCGGUUCUCAGAAUGUUCGAAACACUCAAUACGUGGAUCAUUCAGCAGUACCCAUCAGACGAAAUUGCCGCGAGGCUCCAGCUGCUGGAGAAUCGUCUUUUACGGAUAGAAGUAAUGCCACCAGAGGAGCAGGAGUUUUUUGCUGCUUACGAGGGGCAGUCUGACAUCUCUUUGCUCCUGUCGGACGUGGAAGGCGAGAACCUGCGCCUUCCUAGCUUCCCCCUUGCUCCCUCCUCAAUAGCCUCAUCCUCCGCCGUCUCUGUGCCCACCCCGAUGGGCGGUGAUAGGGGCGAGGAUGGGGACGAGGAGGAAGAUGAGGAAGAGGACUACGACGUAAACAUUGAGGAAGAGGACGAUGAGGAGGAUGAAGAAGAGGAGGUGGACACACCGAGUAACACAGGGCGCGUAGAAGACCAAGAAGAGGAUGACGAAGAGGAGGCUGAUGAUGGAUCUAGCAGCGGUGUCGCCGACCCUAAUAACCUCAGUCUCAUUUGCAAUGCCGAUGAGGAGGAGGACGAGGCAGCAGAUGAUGAAAACGAUCCACUCAAGUUCAUAGAACGCGAUUCGGAGGAGGAAAGUGAAAUGCAAGUUCCACAACGUCUAGUGCGAUCUGCGGACGCCUCAGUCCAUGUUUCUGACAAAGCAGAAGACGAAACUAUGGACUCUUGUGAUCGUGACCACGAUGAGGAAGCAGAAUCCUUGGGUCUCGAAAUCUCCUCUCCCUCCAGUACUCCCGUCCAUGACUCUCUGGCUCCCGACGAAACCUCCACCCUACCCGUUGUCUGCAGUCUCUUCUACCGCGAUACAGGUAGCGGAGCCAUCUCAACAGGUCUCCUCCCCUUCACUAUGGUCUUGCGCCAUAACGAACCUGUAUCCAGCCUCCUCGACCGCAUUCGUCUCCAUCUGGGUCUACGUUCAGAAAUCGUGGAAAAGUGGCGUCUUGCCGUCCUCUCCGGACCCAUCUCUCCCAAUUCUGCGACAAUGGUGCCAUUGGCACCGACUCAAGAAAGUCUUUUGCGAAUGCGCUCCUCCUACAAAUACCUCACAACGCUGGCAGGCGCGGAGGAGGCUCGAGUCGAUUUGGCCGCCUUCAUGCCGGCGCCACUUCUACGGCGGUGUGGGGAGAAGAAGGCGCUGCUCUUCUUUGGUUUGCGACCGUGGCUGGGCAUCGAGAUGCCCAUGUCCCCGAUGGUUCCCCACAAAGGUGUUCCUGCGACAUUGCUGUCCACCUCCAAUCUGCACCCUCAGCAUCCCGGAAUUGGCAAGGAAAAUAACUUCAACGAUAGAGCCAUGGGUGACAGGUCGUGUUUGCGCUAG
Molecule: messenger RNA, 5223 nt
Organism: Echinococcus granulosus
Lineage: Eukaryota; Metazoa; Platyhelminthes; Cestoda; Cyclophyllidea; Taeniidae
Product: Ubiquitin hydrolase
Exons: 12
Coding region: 1-5223 (1740 amino acids)
Biological process (GO): protein deubiquitination; regulation of protein stability
Cellular component (GO): nucleus; cytosol
Molecular function (GO): cysteine-type endopeptidase activity; protein binding; cysteine-type deubiquitinase activity
Source: RefSeq, a predicted model, not a curated record